UUUGGAUUUUUCUUUUACACGCGGCGUUAGACUAAAGAGGGUUAAGUUCGUGUUUGCUGCGCGACUAAAAUAAUUUUGAACAUAAAUUAAUGCAUUGAAAGUGGAAAAUGUUUGUGUUAUAUGAAACCCCGGCAGGCUACGCUAUUUUUAAACUGCUCGACGAAAAGAAACUCGAGCAGGUCGAUAAUUUGUACUUGGAAUUUGAGACACCUGAAAAGGCGAACAAGUUGCUGAAAUUGAAGCAUUUUGAAAAAUUCAAUGACACCACAGAAGCGCUUGCUGCGGCCACUGCAGCCGUAGAGGGCAAAGUAUCCAAGCCACUAAAGAAGACACUGAAAAAGCUGCUUGUCGAUGAUGUGCAGGCAUCCCUAUUGGUGGCGGAUGCCAAACUGGGCACAGCCAUCAAAGAUAAGCUGUCGGUUCAAUGUGUCUACAAUACGGGCGUGCAAGAGUUGAUGCGUUGCAUACGCCAGCAGGCGGAUAGUCUCCUGGGUGGCCUGCCUAAGCGAGAGAUGACAGCUAUGGCUCUGGGUUUGGCCCAUUCGCUCUCCCGCUACAAGCUGAAGUUCUCGCCGGACAAGAUUGAUACGAUGAUUGUGCAGGCGCAAUGCUUGCUGGAUGACCUGGACAAAGAGCUUAACAAUUAUAUGAUGCGCGCCCGUGAAUGGUAUGGCUGGCACUUCCCAGAGCUGGGCAAGCUGAUAACCGACAAUAUUGCCUUUGUCAAGACAAUCAAACUGGUAGGCACAAGGGACAAUAUGGCGACAGCUGAUUUGUCUGACAUACUGCCCGAAGAUGUGGAGCAGCAGGUUAAAGAGGCAGCCGAAAUUUCAAUGGGCACUGAGAUCAGCGACGAGGAUGUGCUUAACAUCCAGUGUCUGUGUGACGAGAUCAUUUCCAUCAAUGACUAUCGCAUUCAUCUCUAUGACUACCUAAAGGCUCGUAUGAUGGCAAUGGCACCCAAUCUGACGGUACUUGUUGGCGACACAGUUGGUGCCCGUCUUAUUGCGCAUGCUGGUUCGCUCAUCAAUCUAGCCAAGCAUCCCUCGUCCACGGUCCAGAUAUUGGGCGCUGAGAAGGCGCUCUUCCGUGCCCUGAAAACAAAGAAAGAUACGCCGAAGUAUGGUCUCAUCUAUCAUGCACAACUGGUGGGUCAAGCGAGUCAGAAGAAUAAAGGCAAGAUGUCGCGUUCUCUGGCGGCGAAGGCGUCACUGGCUACACGAGUCGAUGCAUUCGGCGAGGAGGCGUCCUUUGAGCUGGGCGCCACACACAAAGUCAAGCUGGAGACGCGAUUGCGUCUGUUAGAGGAAGGCAAUCUGCGGAAGCUGUCCGGCACCGGCAAGGCACAGGCUAAGUUCGAGAAAUAUCAGGCCAAGAGCGAGGUAUUUACCUAUCAGCCGGAGGCGGAUAACACGUUGCAUGUGAAGAAGCGCAAACAUUCAGAAAUUGAAACACCCGUCAAGCAGGAGCCGCAGGCGGAGGAGGAGGAGCCAGCAACUCCUGUUGCUGCUGCUGCUGCUGCUGAUGAGACAGAAAGUAAAUCUGAAAAGAAAAAGAAGAAGAAGAAGAAGGCAAAGGGCGAAGAAGCACCCGAAACAACAGCAGAGGCGUCUCCAGCAGAAGCUGAAGAAGCAACGCCUGCAAAGAAGAAGAAGAAAUCCAAACAUCAGGAAUAGAAAGCAACAAAUCUGGUGCUUUGAAAUAGUGCUUAAGUACAUAUAUAGUUUUUA
Drosophila navojoa is the source of this 1730-nucleotide messenger RNA. It is a transcript of the gene nop5, whose product is annotated as nop5 ribonucleoprotein. Gene Ontology annotation, molecular function: snoRNA binding. Gene Ontology annotation, cellular component: small-subunit processome; box C/D methylation guide snoRNP complex. The record is from RefSeq and is a predicted model, not a curated record. Lineage: Eukaryota; Metazoa; Arthropoda; Insecta; Diptera; Drosophilidae.